Messenger RNA from Lethenteron reissneri (Far Eastern brook lamprey), 1465 nucleotides. RefSeq names its product coxsackievirus and adenovirus receptor-like. Gene Ontology annotation, cellular component: intercalated disc; basolateral plasma membrane; bicellular tight junction. NCBI's taxonomy places the organism in Eukaryota, Metazoa, Chordata, Hyperoartia, Petromyzontiformes, Petromyzontidae. Gene Ontology annotation, molecular function: cell adhesion molecule binding. Gene Ontology annotation, biological process: homotypic cell-cell adhesion. The record is from RefSeq and is a predicted model, not a curated record.
AGAGCAAUGGCGGCCGCGUUGUUGAUGUCUCGCUCUGCGCUGCUGUUGUUGUUGUUGCUGUUGUUGAUGGAGGUCGCCACGGGCGCCGUCUCGUGGGUAGAGAAAGCGGAGGGCGAGACGGUGCUGCUGGGCUGCACCUGGACGGUCGAUCCGGCGCCCACUGAACACCUGGACGUGGAGUGGUUCAUGCAGAUGCCCACCACCAACAUCCAUUUGGCCACGUACGUCAGGGGCGUGGAGCACGUCUACCCGGAGUACGCGUCCCGCAUGCGCUUCGCCCGCAACGUGACGCGGCGGGACGCGUCGCUGGAGAUCGUCGGGGUGCAGACGCGAGACUACGGCUUCUACACGUGCAAAGUCAAGUUCGGCGCUUUCAUCCAGCAGGUGUCCGUCAAGCUCAUCGUGCUGGUGAAGCCGACCCAGCCAGUCUGCGUGGUGAACGGUUCGGCGCAGCAGGGCAAGGAGCUGUCGCUGCAGUGCCAGUCCGCAGAGGGGACGUCGCCCAUCUGCUACGAGUGGAGCAAGGGCGGCGCAGAGGAGCCAUUACCGUCCGUGCUGAGAGGAACGCUGCGCAUCAGGGACGUGAGUGUUAGCCACUCGGGGCUGUACCGGUGCAACGCGAGCAACCGCGUGGGCUGGAGGUCGUGCGUCGUCCUGCUGUCCGUCGUGACACCGAGCAGUGACGCCGGCCUCGUGCCGGGCGCCCUGAUGGGCGUGCUGCUCGUCGUCGCUGCGACCGGCUUCCUCCUCUGGUACCGGCUGCUCAAGCGCAAGCCGGGGCGGCACCAAGACCGUCGCAACGACGUCUGGAUGGACGACUGCCUCCCCGCGUCGACGAGCCUCCCGCCCGCGACCCACGACCCGCCCAGCACCCGCACCUCCAUCGGCUCUGCGGCGACGCCCUCCGACGGCCUCCUGGCGGCUCUGCGACGCCCGGCCCCGGGCGGGCCGACGGGCCCCGGCGGGCCGAGGGGCGCCCCCCCGGGCAGGCCGCCCUACGAGCGAGCGGACGGCCGCGUGAUGGAGUAGAGCGGCGUGUGAGAGCGCCGCUCGCAAGGCAGCGGCGGCAGCGGCGGCGACGACGGGGCUCGGGCCUCGGGGCGAAUCCGCCGCGGUUCCGUCGACAUCGCCCCCAUCGCCACUUCCCCGUCUCGUGCGCCCGAUAUUAGGAAGCCAACUGGAGCUUGAAGUUUUCGUGACUGCAAGGAUCCGUACUCUUUGGUUCGUUCGGUAAGGUCACGAUUGAGAACCAAUUUCUCUAGAAGUGAUUCUUGUGUUUGGUUUUGUUGUCCUUCCAACGCACCUCCGAUCAGCACGGCCGACUACGUGCGGUGCGGAAAAAACUCCACGCACACGCGCGCACGCCAUUUCAGUUGGUCUGUCGGCAAAAAACCGGAAUGUUGACGUCGCGAGCACAAACUCCGACAAUAUUACACGUACGACGUGUCGCUGGAGAUUACCGCCU